Molecule: messenger RNA, 2384 nt
Organism: Scophthalmus maximus (turbot)
Lineage: Eukaryota; Metazoa; Chordata; Actinopteri; Pleuronectiformes; Scophthalmidae
Gene: dxo
Product: decapping exoribonuclease
Exons: 7
Coding region: 530-1807 (425 amino acids)
Biological process (GO): nuclear-transcribed mRNA catabolic process; NAD-cap decapping
Cellular component (GO): cytosol; nucleus
Molecular function (GO): mRNA 5'-diphosphatase activity
Source: RefSeq, a predicted model, not a curated record
UUGUUAGUUAGCUGUGCAGCUAUUGAACCGAACACACCUCACGUAGUCAUUUCUGUAACUCGCAGCUGUGCGUCGUUUUUGUUAUUUAUCAGAGAAGGUGCUGAACAAAAAUUGCCCGCUUUAUUACCGUCGGCGACUUGACAUUGAGAGAAACUGACCGUUAGCUUAGCUGCGUCUGUUCGUGUAGCAUUAGCAUUCGACGUGCUCGCAUGUACGGGUGAAGCUGCGUGUGUGUGUGUUUACAAAAUGCAGACGCCCACUUAUACACGGCUUACUAUCCGAACCUCCACAUUUUAACAUUAUAAAUAUGUUUGUAACACAAAAUAUAUUAUUUGCACGGAUAGUGAACUGCAGUGUACUGGGACACAGUCACAAAUCAAAUGAGGAGAAAAGGGAAGAUGUGGAAAAAUGCAUAUUAAUGAAAUUAUGUUUGGUGGAGGAAUAUGUGUCGCGUGCGCAGAUAGACGUUUGCACUUAGCAGAAUGAAAAUAAUGUCAGCUCGGCCUCCUCGGUGACAGCACAGUAAGCAAUGGACCAACACCGACCCCACAACCCCAACUCCAGCUACCGCCGCCACCGGUCAGAAGACAAGAGAGAGAGAGGCGACGGUUGGAGAAAUCCCAAUGAGAAUAAACACUUGAAACCGAACCACCACCAGCAUCAGUCUGGGGCCACUCCUGAGCAAAAGCCGCUGAGCUGUCCGAGUUUGAGCACCAGAAGGGAGCUGUAUGAAAGAGACUUUCCCCUGUACAAACAGCCUGUCGAAGUAGGAUGUUUUUCCCUCGACGCCGAACGCAGAUUUUUCAACGACAGCAGGCAGAUGAGAUACUUUGUGGAGCCUGACAGAAAUCCUAAUUUUGACCUGAGGGAUGGAUACAAGGGCCGCUACGUGAAGAGAGACGACAGUGUGAGGGAGAAGCUGGAUCACAUCCUGCGCUGGAUCGUAGCCAAUAGAUCAAAGCUUGACUCAAGUGCGACCACGGCCUCAUCACGCGCGCUAGAUGUCGACUUUGUCACGUGGCGGGGUCAUCUGACCAAGCUGCUGACCACUCCCUAUGAGACGCGGGAGGGCUGGUUGCUGGCUGUCACCAGAUUUAGAGGCACGCUUUACAUCAGUGAAGUGGAAACAGAAGCUGCUCAGAGGGAACGAGACAACCGCACCGAGAGGCACGAAGAGAUGAUGUACUGGGGGUACAAGUUUGAGCAAUACACAUGUGCAGAUAACCCCGACAGUUUACCUGACCCGAGUGGAGUGGUGAACACUAAUGAGGCCUUCUGCACCGUGGUGCAGACCCGGCUUGCUGAUCACAGACUUCUGUUCUCCGGUGAGGUGGACUGUCGGGAUAAAGAUCCCGACGCGCCAGCUCCUCCUGCCUGCUACGUCGAGCUGAAGACCUCUGCGGAGAUCUGCACCCCCAAACAGCGCAGCAACCUCCACAGGUUCAAACUGCUGAAGUGGUGGGCCCAGUCGUUCCUCCCUGGAGUCCCUCGAGUUGUGGCAGGUUUCCGGGAUCACGAAGGAGUGGUUGUUUCUAUGGAGACUUUUCACAUCUCAAAGAUUUCACAUCUCAUCAAGAACGAAUAUAACUGCUGGAAACCAACAGUCUGUAUGAACUUCUGCAGUGAUUUCAUGUCUUUUGUGAAGCAUAUGGCCACUGAAGACAAUCCGAGUGUGGUGUACCUGUUCUCCUGGGAGCCUCGCAGAGAUGUGACCUUCUCCAUCCACAGGGACUCCCAGUAUUCGUUCCUGCCACACUGGUAUGUCAAGGAGAUGACCAGUGGUGGAGACUCGCACCAUCAGUCCUGAUUUUACAAUAUCUAUCAACUACAACUGUUGAUGUUCUGUCUGUGACCUCCAGUGGAGGAGUCUUGACCAAAACACUUUGUCAUUUUAUGCAUGGAAAACUUAACUAGUGCAACUUGCACUAUUUAACAGAUCAUAAUCAUUCAGAGGGAUUUUUAUUAAGAUUUUCUUUUUAAUUAUUUGAAAUUGAACAGUGAAUUUUUUUUAUGUGGUGACAAAAGUAAUCACAGUAUGGUGUCAAUAGUUUCACAAACUUUAUUAUUCCCUGGUUAUUACAAUGAUUUCAAUUCCCAAAACAGUGUUAUGUUUAAUUAAACAAAACUAGAAAACUCUUUGGGUUGUUUUAAAUGUGAUGUAAAUAAAUGAAGAUGGCUUCAAGUAAGUAUUGCAUCAGCAGUUACAAAAUACUGGCGGUGAUAUCGAGUCCAACUUUGAGAUAGAAAACAAGUUGCCACUGGUUAAAAAAAGCAUUGAAAACAGUUAUGAAGAGUUCCAGUAAUCGUUCAAAUGUGCCACUGCCUUUGCUAUUGUUUUUUUCCCCACCAGUUGAGCUCCUUCUCAAUAAAGUUCAUUUUCAUCC